GGCACCCUCCACACCACACCCAUGGCCUGCUACAACAUCUGCCAACCCUGCGGACCCACCCCGCUGGCCAACAGCUGCAACGAGCCCUGUGCCCGGCAAUGCCAGGAUUCCCGCAUCAUCAUCAACCCUUCCCCUGUGAUGGUCACCCUGCCAGGACCCAUCAUGACCUCCUUCCCCCAGAACACCGCCGUCGGAUCCACCUCCUCCGCUGCUCUGGGCACUGAGCUCAAUGCCCAGGGACAGCCCAUCUCUGGGGGAUUUGGCUUUGGCCUUGGCUACGGGCUGGGAGGCCUGGGCUGCUAUGGCAGAAGGGGCUAUGGCAACAUCUGCUAA
This is a messenger RNA of Melospiza melodia melodia, 333 nucleotides long. RefSeq names its product feather beta keratin-like. Gene Ontology annotation, cellular component: intermediate filament. The record is from RefSeq and is a predicted model, not a curated record. The transcript has a single exon. Bases 22 to 333 code for a protein of 103 amino acids. Gene Ontology annotation, molecular function: structural constituent of cytoskeleton. Lineage: Eukaryota; Metazoa; Chordata; Aves; Passeriformes; Passerellidae.